Messenger RNA from Manihot esculenta (cassava), 1879 nucleotides. Its product is annotated as mitogen-activated protein kinase kinase 5. The record is from RefSeq and is a predicted model, not a curated record. Gene Ontology annotation, molecular function: ATP binding; protein serine/threonine kinase activity. The coding region runs from base 412 to 1482 and encodes 356 amino acids. NCBI's taxonomy places the organism in Eukaryota, Viridiplantae, Streptophyta, Magnoliopsida, Malpighiales, Euphorbiaceae. Gene Ontology annotation, cellular component: cytoplasm. Gene Ontology annotation, biological process: protein phosphorylation. The transcript has a single exon.
AUAACAAUUUCGCCCUUUUUUUUAAAUCCUUUUUAUUCUUUUAAUUUUUAAAGGAGGAAAAAGAAAAAGAGUCUAUUCUCUCACUUCCAAAAGGCCCCUUAGACAUCGCGUCACUCUCUCAUUUUCCUCUCUUGGUAGAACUUCCUCUCUCUCUCUCUCUCUCUCUCUCUCUCUCUCUCUCUCUCUCUAAAGAAAAGAAAAAAAAGAAAAAAACAAGAAAUUCUGAUUUUCAGUAUUUUUGUUGUGAAGAAAAAAUCGAAUACAAAACCUUGCCGGGAAAGCUCUCCAUCGAAGAAGAAAGCGACGACGACGACGAUUUUUAAUCGUUCAUCAUUGUCUGAACGCAACCCUAGAAGUAAGGGGCAAGAAAAUAAAAAGAACAAAGAAGGAAAACCGAUUCGCAGCUGAGUCAUGAGACCGAAUCAAUCACCACCGCCGGGUAUCGGAAUCGGAAUGGGAACGGGAAUGGGAAACGGAACGGCUAAUCGAAACAAGCAACGGAGGCGGCCAGACUUAACCCUGCCUCUUCCUCAGCGAGACCCGAUAGUGGCUGUUCCUCUUCCUCUGCCACCUACCACCAGCUCCGCCCCGUCGACGAGUCAUCAGCAAAUUCAGCAAUUGAGCUUUUCAGACCUCGACCGAAUCAACCGUAUAGGAAGCGGCGCCGGGGGAACCGUUUACAAAGUGAUCCACCGUCCAACGGGGAGGCCCUUUGCCCUAAAAGUGAUUUAUGGGAACCAUGAAGACAUGGUGCGUAGCCAGAUCUGCCGCGAGAUCGAGAUUCUUCGCGGCGUUAACCACCCAAACGUGGUUAAAUGUCACGAAUUUUACGAGCACAAUGGGGAGAUCCAAGUGCUGCUAGAAUUCUUGGACGGCGGAUCCCUUGAAGGGACACAUAUCAGCCUGGAGGCCCACUUGUCAGAUGUUGCCCGACAAAUCUUGAGCGGGAUGGCGUAUCUCCACCGCCGUAAAAUAGUGCACAGGGAUAUCAAACCUUCGAAUCUGUUAAUCGAUUCAAGGAAGAAUGUGAAAAUUGCAGAUUUUGGGGUGAGCAGGAUUUUGGCUCAGACUAUGGAUCCCUGCAAUUCAUCGGUGGGUACUAUUGCCUAUAUGAGUCCUGAAAGGAUCAACACGGACUUGAAUCACGGCCAAUACGACGGUUAUGCCGGUGAUAUUUGGAGUUUGGGCGUGAGCAUAUUGGAGUUCUAUUUGGGGAGGUUUCCGUUUGCCGUCGGGCGGCAGGGCGAUUGGGCAAGCUUGAUGUGUGCCAUUUGUAUGUCUCAGCCACCGGAAGCUCCGCCGACUGCUUCCAGGGAGUUUCGUAAUUUUAUUGCUUGUUGUCUGCAAAGGGAGCCGGCGAGAAGGUGGACGGCGACUCAGUUGUUACAACAUCCUUUUAUAUCAAGGAAUAGUGGAGGCCAAAGAGAGGUGAAUCAGAACCUACAUCAACUAUUGCCUCCCCCACGUCCCCUUUCUUCUUAGUCUUUUCGAAAUAUAUUUUGCGAAUUAUCUCCAUGAUUUUUGUUUUAAUCUUUGUUCCUAUUGUUAUUGUUGGUGUCAUUAGUUCCCCUCCACCCCCAACCUUCUCUUUUUCCUCUUUAAUCCUCUUGUAAUUUUUCAUAUGAUGGGUCAGAUUCGAUUUUUAGAAGGGGAGUGGGGUUUAUGCUCCUGGCUUCAACGUUCAAUCAGAAUCGAAUCUGUCUGUCUGUGAUGAUAGAAAAAAAAAAUUCUUCUAUCAAUGGCCCAAACUUUGCUGUUGAAUCUUGUGUUGUAUUUCAGUUCAGGAGAAAUUGUAGAUUGGAUGUGGGGAGGUUGGGUUAUUCAUUGAAAAUAUUCAGAUUUUCAAUCUAUGAGAAUAAGAUAUGCUCAACUUGAUCUA